GGUCAAACUUGAUUUGGUCAAAUCCAACAAAGACACAUUUAGACGUUUUUUGUUUUUAGCAUCUAGUCCAUGUUAGACCUGGUCCACUUUGAAAACACCCAGACUUAGACUUAUCCCAUCUGGAGUGGAUUCAUCCACAGACCCCAAAUAUUGAUAAAGCCCCCAUUGUAACCUGAUAUUCUGGUAAUGCCACACCGUAUAUGCUCACCUAUGCACAAUGUCUCCCUCUGCUGGACAAAAACGCACAUUGAUUGUAUUUUCACAAAUACAAUAAAGGUUUCACAAAAAACAAUAGUGGGUGUCAGGCAAAGAUAAUGUCUUCCCUAAAAUGUUUUCACAUGGACAAGUGUCACAAAAAACAAAAUACUUUUAAUUUGUGUAUUUUUCCAAAAGGAAAGUGAACUAGCUUUAUUGCAUGUGAGAAAUAUGACUGAAACAAAUGAACGUUUACUUUAAAUGUGGAUCGGUUACUCUGAAUCCGCCAUGAUGGAUCUGGGGAAGCAUUUUCCCGCCCAAUAUCCGGACAUCGCCACCGAGUGAAGUUGGCCAAACAAACAAACAAACUGAGUCAGACUAUCUGGAUAAUAAACACUGAGCUCAGACUAUCUGGAUAAUAAACAAUUCCGUCUGACAUAAAAAUGAGUGGUUCGGCAGGAUUCAUGGAGGACGUCCUUAAAGUUGAAGGAGCAGGUGGCUGCAUCCCGGAGCCUAAAAUUGAUCAACUGAAGAGCAAACUUACGAGCCUGCAACGAGGUAAACGGGAGCUUGAGCAAGACAUCGAUGAGAGGACUUCUGUCAGUGAAUCCCUCCAGAAGGAGCUGGAUACAUUACAAACAGAAGCUUGCCAGCUGGAGAAAAGCCACCAAGAAAAGGAAGCGUUGUGCCGGAAGCUGCAGUUCCAAUGCGAGGAAUCCGAGCACGAGUCUUUCAGACUCGCCGAGGAGAACAGGAAAAGAGAAGAACUUGUGGCACGGCACAGGUGUGAAAUCCAGGAGUUGAAGCUGAAGAAGCGGAAGAUACGGGUGAAGUUUGAGAAUCAUCUUCACCAGCUGAUGGAGCAGCACAAGAAGCUGUACUCCGUCAUUAAAGACUCGCAGCAGAAGCAGUGAACGCACCACACCUCUUCUACGUGUAUUUCCAUUUUCUUCUCAUCUAUUUAGGAAACAUCUCAGCUUCUCGCCCCCGGGUGUCCCCACUGUAUGUCUCGCUUUUCCUGACACUUGACUAUUUGAUUGGAUCCAAGACAUCUCUCGUGUGUCAAAUAGUAUCAAAAUACUUUGUCACUGCUGUCACCUUAAAAAAGUAUAAGAUAAACUUCCAGUCAAAAGAGUGAUUUAUGACCCCCACGUGACAUCCUUUCACGCCAGUGCUGCAUGAACAUGGGAGGAAGCCGAGCAUCACGGAGCUAAAAACAUGAAGGGGCGAGUUUCAUUGAAAAAAAUACAGUAAAAGUUGAUUUGCUAACCAAAGGGGACAUCGCUGAUAUCGGUCCGUCUCGCCAUCUCACACAAAAACAAAGAAAAAGUCUAAUCACCUUUUUGGAUGGUGAUGGCUUCUCACAAUGACGUACGCAUGUAGGAAGAAGCAGAGAUCAUGUAAUCCCGCCCCUUGUCCUUUUUGCAUGAGCCACCGAUAGUUGUUCACGUAUCCGAUGUUUACAGAUUUUUCCCAAUUUGAAUGAAAAUGCUUGAUGGUGCAGUUUUGCCAGCUUGUGGAUUACUCCUUCAGUGAUUCAUUCAUUCAUUCAUUUUCUACCGCUUUUCCUCACGAGGGUCGCGGAGGGUGCUGGAGCCUAUCCCAGCUGUCUUCGGGCGUAAGGCGGGGUACACCCUAGACUGGUCGCCAGCCAAUCACAGGGCACAUAUAGACAAACAACCAUUCACACUCACAUUCAUACCUAUGGACAAUUUGGAGUCGCCAAUUAACCUAACCUAACCUGGAAUGUGGGAGGAAACCGGAGUAUCCGGAGAAAACCCACGCAUGCACGGGGAGAACAUGCAAACUCCACACAGAGAUGCCCAAGGGUGGGAUUGAACCCUGGUCUCCUAGCUGUGAGGUCUGUGCGCUAACCCCUAGACCACCGUGACCCUUCAGUGAUUCAUGACUGCAAAAAUAAACCAAUAAUCAACUAAAAUGUAGGAAAUAGAACCACAACAACAAAUAUUUGCACGAUAUUAAAUAAUAGAUGCUGCAUGUUAACGACGCUAAGUAAUAACCGACAUAGCAAUAUGUAGUAUGAAUAAUUCACAAAUACAGUAAACCUCGGAUAUAUAUCGGAUUCAAUUGUUCCCACUGGUUUUGUCCGAUAUAAGCGAAAUCCGUUAUAUGCGUAUACCGGAAAAUGUCCGUUUGUCGGAUUUUAUCCGUUCUAAAAAGGCACUUCCUUGACUAUGUUUCCAAUGUACCUGGACUGGGCAAUGAAAAGAGACGUAAGGUCAUGAGAAUUGAACUUUAUUGGACUCUGAGCAUAACAAAUUGUUAAUUAAGCUAGGCCCUGUUACGCCCGUCAGGCCUACGUUAUUUCCAAUAGUGAGGUUAAGAUCUCAUUCACUGCUGUGCUAGUAUUAUUGACGUCACUCACUUUUAUAUUUGUCCGAAAUCUGGAGCCAGGAGAAAGACAAUAGCCAGUGACAUCAACAAGAUUAGCAUAACGAUGCGAAGAGGGAAAUUUCAUGGAAAUGCAUUGGAACGGGACUGGAGAUUUUGUCCGAAAUAGGCGAAAUCCGUUAUAAAAAAUCCGAUAUAUGCAAUUAAUUUUUAUUGGAAAUGCAUUACAGAAAAAUCUGUUCUUUUUUAUCUGUCCGUUGUGAGCGAAUUUCCGAUAUAUCCGAGGUUUACUGUAAUAGGAAUAUUGUGCUGUCCACACAUGGGCGGGUAUCUCAUAAAACCAAGUUAUUUUUCCAUGAUUUGGGCUAUCAUCCACACAGGCCCACCGAUAUCUGGCACAAGGUUUUCAAAAGCUCCGGCCAAGAGACAAAUCGGCUUAAGUUUGGGUAUGGACACAAAUAACUGUAGUUUUACAUUUGGAAAUGUCACCGCCUGUGACAAAGUACGCAAAGUAACAUCACACACGCGACAUGUGUUUACAUCAGAAACAACAUGGCUGAUUGACAGCUCAGCCACUCAGCCACUCAUUCACCAUGAAUGAAUUUAGAUUCAUUUUGUAGGCGCAUGACAGUUUACAUUUGAAUAGUAGUGUUUGUUAUUGUUUAUAUUAUUUAGGUUUGUUGUGAUCACGUGGAUGAGGGAAGUAGGUCAAAUGGAUAUGGGCGGUGAUGGUUUGAUAAUAAUAAUAAUAAUAAUAAUAAUAAUAAUAAUAAUAAUAAGAAGAAGAAGAAGAAGAAGAAGAAGAAGAAGAAGAAGAAGAAGAAGAAGAAGAAGAAGAAGAAGAAGAAGAAGAAGAAGAAGAAGAAGAAGAAGAAGAAGAAGAAGAAGAAGAAUAAUAAUAAUAAUAAUAAUAAUAAUAAUAAUGUGUCCAGAACAUGUGGAAGCAGGUCUGAUGAUACGACUACAAAGUCCAUCAGAGUCCAUCAUCAGUCCAUCAUCUGCUGUCUUCGGCACCCUGGACUGGUGGCCAGCCAAUCCCAGGGCACAUAUAGACAAACAACCAUUCACACUCACAUUCAUACCUAUGGACAAUUUGGAGUGGCCAA
This is a messenger RNA of Doryrhamphus excisus (bluestripe pipefish), 3653 nucleotides long. NCBI's taxonomy places the organism in Eukaryota, Metazoa, Chordata, Actinopteri, Syngnathiformes, Syngnathidae. The record is from RefSeq and is a predicted model, not a curated record.